AUGGAGAAGAGGGCGGGCUUUAAGUUACUCUGGAUUUUCGACAUUCCUGACGAAGAUUCAGCUAAAAUAGUUUUUCCAAACGAAUACGUAUGCAUGGAGCCUUUUUUGACUGGCACGUAUCAGAAGUUUAACGCAAAUAAUGGUUGGGUCAACCCUAACAUGAAUGUAUCCCUAAUCCAUGCCUUUUCUUACUGGACGUGGGCUCACAGUGGUGGGAAAUACCUAGUCUGCGACAUUCAAGGGGUUCGGGAUGACGACGAGUAUCUCCUGACGGACCCUGCAAUUCAUUCCGACGAGGCAGGAAAAUACGGCAACGCUGAUCUUGGGCCUGAGGGCAUGGAGGCGUUCUUUUCUACCCACAAAUGCACGGAAUUCUGCAAGAACCUCCACAAACCGCGUAACAUACGCCGCCCUCGCCGCAUACGCCCAAGUCCUGGCACAACAUAUGGGUUUACAUUGUAA
This is a messenger RNA of Lingula anatina, 462 nucleotides long. Its product is annotated as alpha-protein kinase vwkA-like. Lineage: Eukaryota; Metazoa; Brachiopoda; Lingulata; Lingulida; Lingulidae. The record is from RefSeq and is a predicted model, not a curated record.